Messenger RNA from Aspergillus caelatus, 672 nucleotides. RefSeq names its product peptidylprolyl isomerase. Gene Ontology annotation, biological process: rRNA processing. The record is from RefSeq and is a predicted model, not a curated record. NCBI's taxonomy places the organism in Eukaryota, Fungi, Ascomycota, Eurotiomycetes, Eurotiales, Aspergillaceae. The transcript is spliced from 3 exons. The coding region runs from base 186 to 554 and encodes 122 amino acids. Gene Ontology annotation, molecular function: DNA binding; peptidyl-prolyl cis-trans isomerase activity.
GAGAUCUCGACCCAACAUUCGUCAGACCAGAUAUUUAGGAAAGGCAAGAGAUAAGCACCUUCUCGAAGGGUCGAAAAGAAAACCAAAAACAAACUUAAUUUACAAUAUUACAAAAUAAUAAAAAACAAGAAGUCUAAAAAAGGCACUUACCCAAAACAAUCCCAAAACAACAACGACCUCCAAAGAUGGCGCCCAAGAACAAAGGCGGAGACAAGAAAGGCAAGGGAAACGAUGGAGGUGAUAAGGGCGGCAAGGGAUUGAAACCGGCUACUUCGAUUAAUGUGCGGCAUAUUCUUUGCGAGAAACACUCCAAGAAGGAGGAGGCUCUGGAGAAGCUCCGCAAUGGGUCCAAGUUUGAUGAUGUUGCUAGGGAGUUCUCGGAGGAUAAGGCGAGACAGGGUGGUUCUCUUGGCUGGAAGGUCCGGGGAAGUCUUGAUGGCACAUUUGAGAAGGCAGCAUAUGAACUCGAGCCUAGUACGACGGCAAACCCGAAGUAUGUGGAGGUGAAGACUGGAUUUGGAUACCAUAUUAUCAUGGUUGAGGGGCGGAAGUAAAGCAUAACUUCCUUAUGCAAAAAUUAAUCAUUCUAUCCGAAAGGGUAUGGAGACUAUUAAAUUGAGAUAAUACCAUGUUAAGACAAACUACGAUAACGAAUUCAUGAACUAAUCAAAA